Messenger RNA from Oldenlandia corymbosa var. corymbosa, 609 nucleotides. NCBI's taxonomy places the organism in Eukaryota, Viridiplantae, Streptophyta, Magnoliopsida, Gentianales, Rubiaceae. The record is from the annotation of a GenBank genome assembly.
AUGCACCAAUCUAGUGAACGGAUUGGUGUGCUAUCUAAUUACUAUCUCAGUUUCGAUUCUGUUGGAAAGGUUUACAAGUUAGUGAAGAUAUCGGGAGUCUUCGGCAGAUGGGGUGUGUUUUCUAAUGGUGUUAUUUAUUUUGACGCUUCGGACUUUACAGAUGGAGCCCUGACUGGGAAGAUUCUUAUUUUAGAUCUUUCUGAUAAGGCGUUUUUCCUUGUCCCUACUCCUCUGUCUCUAUAUCUGUCUUUAUAUCUGAAACUAAUGAGUAUUGAAUUCGGAAUCAUCUCUUAUCACGGCAAUGAUAUCAGAGACUAUGUGGCGGCGGAGGCGAUAGACGAGAUGAAGUUUGAGUUUCCGAUUGCAAUUUAUCCAGGAAUUGGUGUCACGUGUAUACUCCCUGAUGGCAAAGUGUUGAUGGAUUACGUUGAAUCCUUUCCUUCUGAGAUAUCACUUCAUUUAUACCUAUAUGAUCCAUCCAAGAAGGAAACACAUAAGAUCGAGGUUAAUCUCAAUUGUUCCUCAAGGGGAUCAAGCAACCAUUUCCUAAAUUCAGGUGACUCUGCAUCUUAUUAUGUAGAGAACAUCAUGUCGCUAAGGUAUAUUUGA